AUGAAGGGGACAAAUCGAAGUAGCAGCCUCUACCAGCCCUUCCUCGAUGAGGACGAGGUUCGCGAGGAGGCGGGAAGUGGAGUGGUGCUCUUCCAUAGGCGGUCUUGGCACCCCUGGGACCUGCUGUCGGGCCAAGUGGUGACAAUUACAACGCAUGCGAUUCGAGUAGAGGCAUCGCCCACGAUGAUGUGCUGUGGCAGCAAACGAACCAAGUCCAGCCUGCCCCUUGCUGACGUGCGUGACCUGGCCCUGCAGCCUGGAUGCCUGGGCACGCUAUGGCCCACAAUCUUUGUCUACUCGCGCCACGAUCCCCAUCUUCCUGCCCUUCGCCUCCGCACUCUCCGGGGCGCCACGGAGGUGUUCAAGGCCUUGAGAGAGGCUGUGUCCGAAGUGCACUCACGAGAGCUCAUGGGCCACGACCUCUAG
Molecule: messenger RNA, 426 nt
Organism: Acanthamoeba castellanii str. Neff
Lineage: Eukaryota; Discosea; Longamoebia; Acanthamoebidae
Exons: 2
Coding region: 1-426 (141 amino acids)
Source: RefSeq, a predicted model, not a curated record